AUGUUGACGUUUAUUCUGGAGAUUCUUAUCCUACCGAUAUGUCUUCAACAGUGCGGUUUUGUACACGGAUCAAAGACAGAAUGUGAGCCCAGUCAGUUCCAGUGUGGGAACGGUCGCUGCAUCCCGUCUGUCUGGCAGUGUGACGGGGAUGAGGACUGCUCCGACGGGAGUGACGAGAACACCUGCGUUCGGAAGACCUGUGCAGAGGUGGACUUUGUCUGUCGUAAUGGCCAAUGCGUCCCCAAGAGAUGGCACUGCGACGGAGAGCCAGACUGUGAGGAUGGGUCUGACGAGCGUGUGGAAGUGUGCCACACCAGGACCUGCCGUGUGAAUGAGUUUAGCUGUGGGGCCGGGUCCACCCAAUGCAUCCCCGUCUUCUGGAAGUGUGAUGGAGAGAAGGACUGCGAUAACGGAGAGGAUGAAAUGAACUGUGGUAACAUCACGUGCGCCUCGCUGGAGUUCACCUGUGCGAGCGGCCGCUGCAUUUCCCGUAACUUCGUCUGUAACGGGGAGGAUGACUGUGGUGACGGGAGUGAUGAGCAGGAAUGUGCUCUGUCCUCCUGUGGUCCCAGCGAGUUCCAGUGUGGCAAUGCCACCUGUAUCCCUGGCAACUGGGUCUGUGACGAUGACGUGGACUGCCAGGACCAAUCAGAUGAGUCCCCUCAGCGAUGUGGUCGCCAACCCACGCCGCCGGCCAAAUGUUCAUCCAGCGAGACACAGUGUAGGUCUGGGGAGUGCAUCCACCGCAAGUGGCGAUGUGACGGGGACCCAGACUGCAAGGAUGGCAGCGACGAAGCCAACUGUUCUGUUCGUUCCUGCAGACCGGACCAGUUCAAGUGUGAGGACGGCAACUGUAUCCACAGCAGCAGACAGUGCAACGGUUUGCAUGAUUGUGCAGAUGGCACCGAUGAAGUCAACUGCAAAAACUUGACACAGUGCAAUGGCCCUGACAAAUUCAAGUGUCGGAGUGGAGAGUGUAUAGAGAUGAGUAAAGUGUGCAACAAGGCCCGGGACUGUCCAGACUGGAGCGACGAGCCCAUCAAAGAGUGCAACCUGAAUGAGUGUCUGUUGAACAACGGAGGCUGCUCCCACAUCUGCAGGGACAUGGUGAUUGGCUUCGAGUGUGACUGCACCCCUGGACUGCAGCUCAUAGACCGCAAGACCUGUGGCGACAUCAAUGAAUGUAUGAACCCUGGGAUCUGUAGUCAGAUUUGUAUCAACCUGAAGGGAGGUUAUAAGUGUGAGUGCCACAACAGCUACCAGAUGGACCCCACCACAGGAGUGUGCAAGGCUGUGGGCAAGGAACCCUGUCUUAUCUUCACUAACCGCCGGGACAUCCGGAAGCUGGGUCUGGAGCGGCGGGAGUACACCCAGAUCGUGGAGCAGCUGCGGAACACGGUGGCACUGGAUGCAGACUUCACCCAGCAGAGGAUCUUCUGGGCAGACCUGAGCCAGAGGGCCAUCUUUAGCACGGUGUUGGAUAAGAGAGGAGAUGUAGGAAGUCAUGUGAAGGUGAUUGAUAAUGUGACACCUGUGGGGAUCGCUGUGGACUGGAUCUAUAACAACAUCUACUGGUCAGACCUCGGCACCAAGACCAUUGAAGUGGCCAACUUCAACGGCACCAAGCGGAAAGUUCUCUUCAGCAGUGGUUUGAAAGAGCCUGCGUCCAUCGCUGUGGAUCCACUCUCUGGAUUCCUCUAUUGGUCAGACUGGGGUGAACCAGCGAAGAUUGAGAAGUCUGGUAUGAACGGGGUUGACAGGCAGGUCCUGGUCCAGACUGAUAUUCAGUGGCCAAAUGGAAUCACUCUAGACCUGAUCAAGAGCAGACUGUACUGGGUGGACUCCAAGCUGCACAUGCUCUGUAGCGUGGACCUGAAUGGCGACAACCGUAGGAAAGUGCUGCAGUCCCCAGACUACCUGGCUCACCCCUUUGCGCUCACUGUGUUCGAGGAUCGAGUGUUCUGGACAGAUGGGGAGAACGAGGCGAUCUACGGCGCAAACAAGUUCACAGGCUCUGAUGUGAUUACCCUGGCAAGCAAUCUGAACGAGCCGCAGGACAUCAUUGUUUACCAUGAGCUUAUCCAGCUGUCCGGAACAAACUGGUGCAAUGAGAAGGGUCUGAACGGAGGCUGUGCCUACAUGUGCCUGCCAGCGCCACAGAUCAACAAAUACUCCCCCAAGUACACAUGUGCAUGUCCGCAAGACCAGACGCUCGCCUCAGACGCCCUUCACUGCAGACCAGUGACCCCUUCAGCUCCCUCAAAGGAUGAUGGGAAAGCUCUAAUACAUCCCACUCACCCCCAAGCAACCACAGUGCCACAUGUUGUCCCCAAACCUGUCCCUGCUGAAGCCAACAGCAGUACAUCCAUCCAUGAGGUGAACGCCACAGCUAGAGGAUCUACAGCUGCCUGGGCUAUCCUCCCUGUGUUGUUGCUGGGCAUUGCUGCAGUAGGAGGCUACUUGAUGUGGCAUAACUGGCAGCUGAAGAAUAAAAAGAGCAUGAACUUCGACAAUCCAGUGUACCUGAAAACCACAGAAGAGGACCUCAACAUUGAUAUCAGCAGGCACACCUCCAAUAUAGGCCACACAUACCCAGCAAUAUCAGUGGUGAAUACAGAAGAUGACUUGUCAUAA
Molecule: messenger RNA, 2634 nt
Organism: Salvelinus namaycush (lake trout)
Lineage: Eukaryota; Metazoa; Chordata; Actinopteri; Salmoniformes; Salmonidae
Product: very low-density lipoprotein receptor-like
Exons: 20
Coding region: 1-2634 (877 amino acids)
Molecular function (GO): calcium ion binding; protein binding
Source: RefSeq, a predicted model, not a curated record